AUGGCCGGACAGAGACCCCUGCGCAACAACCUCAUGAAGAACUGGUACGCCGUCGAGGCCAUCCCUAUUUAUGUUAUUAUUGGAGGAGUUAUCGUCGGUGCCUCUUGGUACCUGAAGCGGUUGGCCACUGGUCCCAGCGUUGUCUGGACCAAGAGCAACCCCACUCCCUGGAAUACCAUCAAGCCCGACGAGGGAACCAAGAUGUUGGAGAUCAACCAGAAGUUCGACAAGAGCUGGACACGUGAUAAGCUCUAG
Molecule: messenger RNA, 255 nt
Organism: Coprinopsis cinerea okayama7#130
Lineage: Eukaryota; Fungi; Basidiomycota; Agaricomycetes; Agaricales; Psathyrellaceae
Exons: 5
Coding region: 1-255 (84 amino acids)
Source: RefSeq, a predicted model, not a curated record